Molecule: messenger RNA, 1565 nt
Organism: Lotus japonicus
Lineage: Eukaryota; Viridiplantae; Streptophyta; Magnoliopsida; Fabales; Fabaceae
Product: RING-H2 finger protein ATL29-like
Exons: 1
Coding region: 625-1560 (311 amino acids)
Source: RefSeq, a predicted model, not a curated record
UUUUUUUGAAACUCAUAUAUCAAUAUUGCUGGACCUGGCUAUGGAAUGAAUCAACCCGUUAACCUUUGUAAAAAAAAAACCAUUAAUUAAUAAAUGCUGCUAAAUAAAUAUAAAUAUUUGCCUCCAACAGUUAAUCAAUAUUAAUAUUCGUUAAUAAUAUACAAUUUAAGACAUAGAUUUACCUGUUAAAAAAAAAAAGACAUAGAUUUACAUACACACAAUGGUACGCGUCUACACUUUCACUGAUUCAGAUUCAUUCUCGAUAGUGUCCGGACAUGAGCCCUCAUUCCUCUCAUGAAGACUCGUUCAAUACCAAAAUCCCGCGUAACUGAGGCCUAACAUCUAGUAGUAUAUUCUCGCAUAACACAUUCUUAAAAAAAUCUGAAAAAAAAAACAAGAAUAAAAGACAGAAAAAGAAAGAAAUUAAAACCUCACCACUUUAACUCUCAUCGUUACUUUCCCUAUUUUGCUUCCAUCAUUCGCCAACAACACUAGCUACGUUUUGUUUUGUGCUUAAACUUCUCUCAUCCAUGAAACCUCCACCAUAACAAAGCUCUUUCUCAAACCACCUAGCUUGUGUAGCAAGCAACAUAUAUCCAUUCAUAUUCUUCAUCAUCUUUUGCUAUGUCUUCCCCAAAAGCAGAGAAUUUUGAAACUCCACGACCGCCACCCGUAGUUACCUCCUCCUACACCACUCUCCCGGCGCUAGUCGCCUUCGCCCUUCUCGCGGUGGUGGUCUGCUUCGUCGGCUUCGGCAUCCUCUACUCCUGCCGGUGUUGUUUCCUCAGCGUCAUACACACGUGGGCCUUCCAACAAUCAGCCUCCGGCACCACCCUCGUCCGCCUCUCCCGCAACAACAACAACGCCUCAUCAUCGUCUCCUAAUUACAGAGGCCUCGACCCUUCUCUCCUGCAAACGUUCCCCACUUUUCUCUACGCCUCCGUCAAGAACCUCCGCAAGGGGAAGAAUUACAGCCUCGAAUGCGCCAUCUGUUUGCUGGAAUUCGAGGACGACAGUCUCCUCCGCCUCCUCACCGCCUGCUGCCAUGUGUUCCACCAGGACUGCAUUGAUCUCUGGCUCCGGUCUCACAAGACGUGUCCCGUUUGUCGCGUGGAUCUCGACUCACCGGCCAACUUAGCGUCACCAAAACUUCAGGAGGUUGUGUUGGAGGACGAUCAUAAUGACAAUGUUGUAGAAGAGAGAAGAGGUACUGGUGAUGAUGUGUGCAUUGAGGUGAAAGAAGGUGAAGGAGAUCAUCAUCAUGGUGGUGAUGAUAAUGAUGAGAGGUUGUUUCCACGGUCACACUCUACCGGGCAUUCGGUGGUUAUGAUAAGAGGAGGAGCCGGAGAACAAGAUGAUAAGUACACGUUGAGGUUGCCGGAGCACGCGGCGUUGAAAGUUGUUAGAGGAGGGCGUAACUGCACUAAGAGUUGUUCCAGUUACAAGGAUAUGGCUGCUCCUUCAGCUGCAGCUGCUGCUGCACCUUGUAGUAAUUGUGGUUAUGUACAGAGUCAAACUGUGUUUGGUUGCUCUUCACGUAGCACUGCAGAAAAUACUUGAGUUUC